Bufo gargarizans (Asiatic toad) is the source of this 3308-nucleotide messenger RNA. RefSeq names its product protein phosphatase, Mg2+/Mn2+ dependent 1B (gene PPM1B). Gene Ontology annotation, cellular component: cytosol; nucleus. Gene Ontology annotation, biological process: positive regulation of canonical Wnt signaling pathway; positive regulation of canonical NF-kappaB signal transduction; protein dephosphorylation. The transcript has 6 exons. The record is from RefSeq and is a predicted model, not a curated record. Lineage: Eukaryota; Metazoa; Chordata; Amphibia; Anura; Bufonidae. The coding region runs from base 334 to 1497 and encodes 387 amino acids. Gene Ontology annotation, molecular function: protein serine/threonine phosphatase activity; magnesium ion binding; manganese ion binding.
ACGGCGUUAUCUCGCCCCAUCCCCCCACGCUGCUGCGCUCGGUCGUUGGAGGCGAGGAGUCGCGCUCGUUGAAUGGCCGGUGAAACGUCAUGUCAGUUGUGAGGCCCCGUGUGCGCGCUCUUCGGGCGCUAUGAGGCUGUGAGCGCGACGUGCUAUCGCGACAGGGGGGGUUCGUUUUAACCUUUCGUUUGGCCCAAGAUGUACGCGGCGGUUUCCUCCCUGAGAGUGGCGUCAAAAGGCGUCCUAGUGUGACAGGCAGAGGGACGGACGACGUGCGCUCGCUGUGUAGGGAGGAGGCCACUGUAACUUGUGCUGUUAGGCUAAUCACUGAUCAUGGGGGCAUUUUUGGACAAACCUAAAACUGAGAAACACAACGCUCAUGGAGCUGGAAAUGGUUUGCAGUACGGACUCAGCAGCAUGCAGGGCUGGCGAGUCGAAAUGGAAGAUGCUCACACGGCUGUGGUGGGCAUCCCUCAUGGCCUGGAAGACUGGUCCUUUUUUGCUGUUUAUGACGGCCAUGCUGGAUCUCGUGUUGCAAAUUACUGCUCGUCGCACUUGCUAGAGCAUAUAACAGAUAACGACGACUUCAGGGCAACUGAAAUGUCAGGAUCCAACGUGGAGCCCUCUGUAGAAAAUGUUAAAAGUGGCAUUCGAACUGGAUUUUUAAAAAUUGACGAGUAUAUGCGCAACUUUGCUGAUUUAAGGAAUGGCAUGGACAGAAGCGGCUCUACUGCGGUGGCCAUCCUUAUUUCACCGUGCCAUGUGUAUUUCAUCAACUGUGGGGAUUCUAGGUCUGUGUUGUACAGGAGCGGACAAGUUUGCUUUUCCACACAGGAUCACAAACCUUGCAAUCCAAGGGAGAAAGAAAGGAUUCAAAAUGCCGGAGGCAGCGUCAUGAUCCAGCGCGUCAACGGAUCAUUAGCGGUUUCUCGCGCCCUCGGGGACUAUGACUACAAAUGUGUUGAUGGCAAAGGCCCUACUGAGCAGCUUGUGUCUCCCGAGCCUGAGGUGUAUGAGAUUGUACGAGCAGAAGACGACGAAUUUAUAAUAUUAGCUUGCGACGGCAUUUGGGAUGUCAUGAGUAAUGAAGAGCUUUGUGAAUUUGUCAAGUAUAGGCUCCAGCUAACAGAUGACCUUGAGAAAGUGUGCAAUUCUGUAGUGGACACCUGUUUACAUAAGGGAAGUCGUGAUAACAUGAGCAUUGUACUUGUUUGCUUUCCGAACUCCCCUAAAGUUUCUGAAGAAGCUAUCAAGAAAGACGCUGAGCUGGAUAAAUAUUUAGAAUCGAGAAUUGAAGAAAUCAUGACAACUGCUGGGGAGGAAGGAAUGCCAGAUCUCCCUCAUGUAAUGCGCAUUUUAUCAGCAGAGAACGUCCCACAUUUACCACCUGGAGGUGGAUUAGCUGGAAAACACAGUGUUAUUGAAGAUGUCUAUAAUAGGUUGAAUCCACAUAGAGAGAAUGAUGGGGGUGCUGGCGAUCUAGAAGACCCAUGGUAGCCUUUCAGAACUCAUAUGUUUUUGGUCUGGAAUAAAGGGGGAAAAACUUAAAAUCACUGUUCUCUUUAAUCCAACGAAGAGAUUCUGGUGGAGCGUCAGCUAUGUAAUAAUAAUAAAAAAAUAAAAUAAAAUAAACUAAUGGGCAAAAUGAGAAAUGAUUAGUAUUUUGCACCAUUUAUCGGUUUGUUUUAUAACAUUGUCACACUUUAGCAGUAUUUUUCUUUUUUUCUUUCGCCAGCCUCAGGAUUUCUGGUCACGUCUCAGCCACAUUACUCUUUAACACUUACAACUGGAGGGCCCUGCAGUGUGUUUUCUGGCCGGGCACCUUUGGUGCUAAAAGAGCAUAGGAAGAAAUAUGAUGCCUUGUGCAGUUUAUUAGAUGUUUCGAGGUGCAUGCUGUUUUACUUUAAAAAGGUGCGGCACUUCCAAACUAAACACCACACGCAUGUAAAACACUUCAUUGUAUGAGACAUUACUUGUAUGUUUUGUUUUUUUUGUUUGUUUUUUUCCUUUUAAAGGGGGGUGUAAGACCGCCAACAUAGUUUCCCCCCCAAAAAAAUUACCAUUUACAACAGGUUUUCCCAGACACAUUCUGUUGACUUACUUUAGGCUGCGGGAGCACAAGUCCUCACUUUUUGUACUGUCACAGCCGCAAGCUCUCAAACCCAUCCAAGGAUAGCCUCUCCACACUUCCAGGGUAUUCUUUCCCCUCUCUAUUAUUGGUGCAGGCUUUUUUUUUUUUUUUUUUUAAGCUAAAAACCCUAGCCUCUUUUUUUUUUUUUUAUAUAUAAUGUAAAUUGUGAUUUUGUUUUUUUUGUUUAAGUGUUUAUUUUUUAUUUCUGAUUUCAGCGUAAAAUGGUAGCACUGUGUAUUGUGGGUAUAACUUUUUUUUUUUUCUUUUUUUCGGAGCUCAACUUACCAAUUUGAAAGGACUAUAUAUAAAUAUAUACUAUAAAAUAAUCUAUUUUAAAUCUUAGCAAAUAAUACAGAGAUAUUUUCAUGGAUUCCGUGACACUUUUUUUUUUUUUUUUUUUCAUUUUCUAAGCAAUGGGCAUGGUACAAGAGUGGAUGUUGUGAGGUACUUGAAGAUUGUCUAAUUCUAUUUUUGCAAUAACCUUGAUUUAUCUGUUAUUUUUAUUUUUUAUUCCUUUAAGUUGUGCAUGUCAGAAAUUCUGUUUAAUGCUGAACGUGGAGUAAGAAAGUAUUUAUCUAAAAAAAUUAAAAAUUAAUAAAAGCUAUUGGAGAAGAAACAAGGAAUGUAUAAAUUGAUUUACAUGCUGUAGAUGCCUUGUGAUUUUUAUUUUAUUUUUCUUCAAGAAUGUUUGGACAUUUUUGUGUCGUUUUGAGCUGAGUUUUCUUUUUUCUUGUGAAAUGAAGUUCGUUAUUUUCCUGUAACUGUUAUCUUGCUGAAAUUUGGAAAUAUAUUCACAUACUGGUACACAUAGAUCUGCUAUGCCAAUUACUACUUUAAUUUCCUGUCUAUUCCUGUGUUUUAUUGUCUUAGGAUUACUGCUACCAUAUUUUAUUUAUUCACUCGAUUUUAGGUCUGUAAGUUAAGUGUUCUCCAUGAUAAUGCAGAGUUCCACUACUUGUCCAUUGGCUGGGCUUUUUGGUGUUUUUUUUCUGUUUGGUUUUCCUGUUCUUUCACUUCCCACCAGUUUUCUUUGGGGGGAAAAGAUUGCAGAAAUCCUUGAUUAAAGUGUUCACGCUGGUCCAAUACUAUAACUUCCCAGUACCAUGUUGUGAUGUUUCAUACAAUACAGUGAACAUAACCAACUUGUUACCUUCAAUAAAAGAUUGGUAAAAUGGCA